This is a messenger RNA of Myotis davidii, 1271 nucleotides long. RefSeq names its product polymerase (RNA) I polypeptide D (gene POLR1D). The record is from RefSeq and is a predicted model, not a curated record. The transcript has a single exon. Gene Ontology annotation, molecular function: DNA-directed RNA polymerase activity; protein dimerization activity; DNA binding. Gene Ontology annotation, cellular component: RNA polymerase III complex; RNA polymerase I complex. Lineage: Eukaryota; Metazoa; Chordata; Mammalia; Chiroptera; Vespertilionidae. The coding region runs from base 706 to 1077 and encodes 123 amino acids. Gene Ontology annotation, biological process: DNA-templated transcription.
GCUCCGGCUGGGAAAAGAGAGGAGUCAGGCAUGUGUUUGAAUAGAAACGCUCAGAACACUAGAGACGAAGGAGGGAAGGCAAGUUGUGGGAAAUCCCCAGACUGCUCGUCCCCGGUUAGGACAGCCGGGGUCAAUCGGCCAACGUGUGAAAUCACACGCCGGGCCUCCGUCCCGGUGCCGUGGCCCAGCUCCCUCCUCUGCUCCGAGUUCUCCUUCUCCCCCCUGCCUGAUCGACUCUUCUCAGACCUCCCGAGCUAGUUUCCGUACCUCCUCCAAAUGGAAGCCACAGUUAGGCCUGCAGGGUCAUCAUCCAUAGCCUCUAAUCUUAUAAUAAUCUGUGUUCCUCUACGCCUUCCAACUCCCUUUUCGUUCUCUUGCAAGGCUACCCUAUUCUAAACCUAUCCUUGUGAUUCUAGCAAAAGAAUAUUUUAGCAAACAUUUAAGUUUGUGUUUUAAGAAAACUCCCCUGUGGCCACGUAGAUGGUCAAAUGGAGUAGGGAGAAACUGGGGGCAAUAAAUUAGGUAUUUAUUGAUAGAAUAUGUGGAGGCAGGAAAAUAAAGGGCUAAUGUUAAUAGUUUUAUGUAGUUGGAGUGCAUCGAGUAUUAAUGUGUUGCAAUUGUGAUAUAGUAAAUGAAAAAAAAAAGCUAGUUAUAAAACCAUAUUCAGUAUGAUCUCAUUUUUAUAAAAAAUAUGUAUGUAGAAAAAUGUCUGGAUUGAAGACCUCAAUGGCUGAAGGCGAGAGGAAGACAGCUCUGGAAAUGGUUCAGGCAGCUGGAACAGAUAGACACUGUGUGACAUUUGUUUUGCACGAGGAGGACCAUACCCUAGGAAAUUCUCUCCGUUACAUGAUCAUGAAGAACCCAGAAGUGGAAUUUUGUGGUUACACUACAACCCAUCCUUCAGAGAGUAAAAUUAAUUUACGAAUUCAGACUCGAGGUGCUCUUCCAGCUGUUGAGCCAUUUCAGAGAGGCCUGAAUGAGCUCCUGAAUGUCUGCCAACAUGUGCUUGACAAGUUUGAGGCCAGCAUAAAGGAAUAUAAGGACCAAAAAGCAAGCAGAAAUGAAUCCACAUUCUAGUCCCUGUGCACUAUAGAGGGAGGAACAUCCUCUGGGAUAUUUUCUUCGUGAUCUUGCAAAACCCAGAAAUAGAAGUUUAUGAUUACAACAUGAUCUGCUCUUCAGAAAGGUGUGAUUCUAGCUAUUAACUCAUUACAGCUGUGGGAAUCCCUGCAAGAACCUUUGUAUUCUAAUAAAUUCCCUCUUUAAACUAA